AGCGCGAUCGUAGAGGGGAGGGUUCGCAUGUUUCACUACGUUGGCUUUUCUCCCAGAAAGAUUUCGGUGUGGGAAUUUCAAUUUUACAUUUCUGAGGCUGUCGGAGGCUCUUUAACCGGACACCGCAUCCUGAAAGUUUCGCUGAGCGCGUCUAGACUGAAUAAGUGUGACGGGCGUGAUGACGACAGAGGUGGGAUCAGAGACGGACGUGAAGAAGGAACCGGAGAAGGUUCCUGAAGUUCAGCAGCAGACUGAGCCUCAGCAGACAGAGCAGCCCGACAAAGCCGCUGACAGCGCCGCCCAGCCCGCCUCGGCCAGUGACGACCAACCACAGGAGGAGAGCCAGAGCGCAGAGGCCAAGAGCGAUCCGGAAGCGGCCGCGUCUCCUGAGCCCAGCAGUCCUCCUGCUGCCGGCGGCCAGAAGAAAGACAAGGGCAUCUCCCGCUUCCUGCCUCCAUGGCUUAAACGACAGAAAUCACUGAGCCAAGACAAGCCCGCCGAGAGCACAGAGCCGCCCAGGCAGGAGAGCGUGGAGGCAGUGAAGGAGGAGCACGAGGAGACGAGCCAGCCGAAAGAGGAGGCGGACGGAGAAGGCGGAGCGACCACGAGCACAGAGCAGACAGAGGAGGUUAAGGAGGUUAAAGAGGUUAAAGAGGUUAAAGAGGUGAAGGAGGUGAAGGAGGUGAAGGAAGUCAGAGAGGAGAGCAGAGCAGAGGAGGUGCAGGUGGAGGAGAAGGAUAAAGAGGAGGAGAAGUCUAUCGGCAGUGCUGACACACAGCCUGUGAGAGAGGAGAAAGAGGGCGAAUCGGAGGUUAAGGAGAGCGAGGAGCAGACGGAGAAAAAGGAGGAGAAGAAAGAGGAAGAGCAAGUGAACCAGCAGGAGACGAGUGUGCUGUCAGCGCUCAAACUCAAGAAGAUGAAGAUGGUGGUGUGUCAUGUGACCCUGCUGGACGGCAGCCAGUUCUCCUGCGAGGUGGAGAAACGGGCGAAAGGCCAGUACCUGUUUUUUCAAGUCUGCGAGCAACUGAAUCUGUUGGAGAAGGAUUACUUUGGCCUGAGCUUUAAAGACAACGCUGAGCAGAGGUGCUGGCUGGACCCGACCAAGGAAAUCAAGCGGCAGAUUCGCAACUCUCAGUGGCAGUUUGCAUUCAGUGUGAAGUUUUACCCUCCGGACCCGUCCCAGCUGACUGAGGACAUAACGAGGUAUCUGCUGUGCCUUCAGCUGAGGCAGGACAUCGCGUCGGGCCGGUUGCCGUGUUCGUUCGUCACACACGCUCUGCUGGGCUCCUACACCCUGCAGGCGGAGCUCGGUGACCAUGACCCCGAGGAGCAUCGUCUGGACUACAUCUCAGACUUCCAGUUCGCCCCAAACCAGACCAAGGAGCUGGAGGAGAAGGUGGUGGAGCUGCACAAGUCCCACAGGGGAAUGACUCCAGCCCAGGCAGACGCACAGUUUCUGGAAAAUGCCAAGAAGCUCUCCAUGUACGGCGUGGACCUGCAUCACGCCAAGGAUUCUGAGGGAGUGGAUAUCAUGCUGGGCGUGUGUGCAAACGGUUUGUUAAUCUAUAAGGAUCGUCUGCGGAUAAACCGCUUUGCUUGGCCCAAAAUCCUCAAGAUCUCCUACAAACGCAGUAACUUCUACAUCAAGAUCAGGCCAGGAGAGGCCGAGCAGUUUGAGAGCACCGUCGGCUUCAAGUUGCCCAACCACCGUGCCGCCAAAAGAGUUUGGAAAGUCUGCGUUGAGCACCACACCUUCUUCAGGUUGGUUUCUCCUGAACAGCCCACCAAGACCAAGUUCCUGACUCUGGGCUCCAAGUUCCGCUACAGCGGCAGGACGCAGGCGCAGACGCGACAGGCCAGUUCCCUCAUCGACCGGCCCGCGCCCUACUUCCAGCGCACCUCCAGCAAACGCAUCUCCCGCAGUCUCGAUGGAGCUCCUGUGGUGAACGUGAGCGAUUACAGUCAAGCUCUGACUGCAGGCGCUGGAGAGAACGGCCCAUCUCUGGAGCUCAACUCCGACUCUAAGAGUCCACAGGUGGAGGUCGUGGAGAAGCCAAACGAGGACGCGGACACAUCCCUCACCUCUGAAACGGCCUUUGAGACGGAUAAAGGCGGUGCUCCUGAGAGAAAGAGCAAGUUGAGAGUGCAGGGGGAAAAUAUAUAUGUCAGACAUAGCAAUUUAAUGUUGGAGGACUUGGAUAAGACCCAGGAGGAUGUAUUGAAACAUCAGGCUAGCAUUAGCGAGCUAAAGCGCAGUUUUAUGGAGGCUACGCCCGAGCCCAGGCCCAGUCAAUGGGACAAACGCCUGACGGGCAGCCCUGCCACCACACUGCGCCUGCAGGCUCAAGGGAGUUUGGAAGAGGAGCUCACCUCUCUCUUUCUGAGUAAGGCGUGCUUCUCCGGGCUGGCUGGCUCCUGCAGUGCUGAUGCUGCUCCAGCAGAGGCCAGUAAAGUCUCAGCUCAGCCCGAGGUUCCACAGCAAACCCCUCCUCGUCCCGGGACGGACAGCAGAGACGCCAGCAAGAGCGCAGAGGUCAAACCCGAAGUCAACGGCCAGCCAGAGGUCGUAGAGGUCGUGGAAGAAACUGUCGUCAUCGAGGAAGUCGUCAAAGCCAAACCCAAAAGCCCCACCCCUGAGGCGGCGGUUACAGUCGAGACCGAGCACGCCGCAGAGGUCAAGGAGGAGAGGAGUUUAUCGUCGGACAGCGAGAGUGAAGACGAGGCGGAGUACCACGCUCAACCGCCCAGCACGAGCGUCUCCGCUCAGCUGAUAAAAGAAGAGCCCGAGGAGGAACAGGAGGCGGAUCUUACUCAACAAGCCCCGCCCUCUGUAAUAGAGUCACAGCCAAUCACAGAAGCAGCUGAACCCGCCCCCGCGGCAGAGGAAGAGAAACCAGCAGCGCAGCCUGAAGAGGAAGCGUGUGCGGACGAGCCUCUGCUGACACCGGAUGAAGCUCCCAAUGGACACGCCCUCCAAGACGAAGCCCCGCCCACUCUUAAAGCCACAGCUGCAGAGGAGGAGGAGCCUCACAUCGUCAACGGCAGCGCCUCUCGUGUGGAAACGGAGCACCUGCCGCAGGUUAUUUGUUGUUCGGAGCCUCCUGUUGUGAAGACCGAGAUGGUUACGAUUUCAGACACGUUUGCUGCUCAGAAGACGGAGAUAUCCACUAAGGAGGUCCCCAUCGUUCACACGGAAACCAAGACCAUCACGUACGAGGCCGCCCAGUUGGAUGGUAAUGGAGACGGGGAGCCGGGCGUGCUCAUGACAGCUCAAACCAUCACCUCCGAAUCGCUCUGCACCACCACCACCACACACAUCACGAAGACACUAAAGGGCGGGCUGUCAGAAACUCGCAUUGAGAAGCGCAUCGUCAUCACGGGAGACUCUGACAUUGAUCACGAUCAGGCGUUGGCCCAGGCUAUAAAGGAGGCCAAAGAGCAGCACCCCGACAUGUCCGUCACUCGCGUGGUCGUCCACAAAGAGACGGAGCUCGCCGAGGACGACGACUGAAGGACAGAGCUGAAGUCCAGCACGUUCCUCACGGCUCAAGAGUUCAUCCUUUCCUCCGCGAAGGACGUGCGGGGGAGAAAAGAGCGGCUCUGAUCCUGUACAGACGAACAUCUUCAUCUUCUGUCAUUCACAACCAGAACCACUUAGCUAACAUUUGUAGCAUUUUAUUUUUUUAGUCUGUCGUUUUAUCUCUUUCCCUCAAAAGAUUGUCUUUACCAUUUAUGAAGACCAGAUUUAUGUUAUUUUUAUUGUUAAUUAGUCAUUCACAUUCCUAGUUCAUGAGGAGGAGUAAUGGAUCACGUUGUGGUGGAGUACUUUGUAAUAAUAAUAGGAGGAGCGUGUGAUGAUGGGGGCGGGGUUUUCCUGAUGUCACGAUGUGUUUGUAAGGGACCAGCGCAGGACGGCGGCAGUGCCAAUCAUUCCUCUAUGCAGUCAAACACACAAACAUUCCACCGACGAGAGGACGAACGGCUUCUACCUCUCUCAGCAAAAAACAAAAUCUCCAUUCAACAUGAAACCUAGGCAGCUCUUUGGAAACUUUUUCAUUUCCAGCCAUUUUCUGGCACCAAUAUUCAGAUAUAUAUUUGUAGAAACCUGUUUUUUUUCUCUCUCUCUCUCUUUGUUUUAAAUCUGAUGAGUUUGGAGGAAGUUGCUCUGUCUGCCCUUUUAAAUCUUUUUAAUCUGUUUCAGAUACUUUUGAUUAAAUGAACAAAUGAGAUUGAACUGCCAGCGCUGAUGUUUUUAGCGGUCGAGCGAGGCCCGUGCUCCCUGCUCUCUCUCUCUCUCUUUCUCUCUCCCGGCUCCCAUCUGCUCCAUCAGCCCUGUGUAUAGCAGUUAAUGGUAGAAUUGACUCUCUCUUUCUUUUUUAAGCAGCUUUCGAUGAUCUGUCAUGUUUUUAUGCCCCACCUGACCCAUUGUGUAACACUCUUCCAAUUAAAGUUUGUUUAUUCUCUAAUAAUCUAA
Labeo rohita (rohu) is the source of this 4474-nucleotide messenger RNA. RefSeq names its product erythrocyte membrane protein band 4.1 like 2 (gene epb41l2). The record is from RefSeq and is a predicted model, not a curated record. Gene Ontology annotation, molecular function: actin binding; structural molecule activity. Lineage: Eukaryota; Metazoa; Chordata; Actinopteri; Cypriniformes; Cyprinidae. Gene Ontology annotation, cellular component: plasma membrane; cytoskeleton. The transcript has 25 exons. The coding region runs from base 179 to 3511 and encodes 1110 amino acids. Gene Ontology annotation, biological process: cortical actin cytoskeleton organization.